Angiostrongylus costaricensis is the source of this 630-nucleotide messenger RNA. Lineage: Eukaryota; Metazoa; Nematoda; Chromadorea; Rhabditida; Metastrongylidae. The record is from the annotation of a GenBank genome assembly.
AUGAUACUACCGGAUGAUCCUGAUGAGCCUGAUUUAGGCAUGUCUAGUCGACGUUCUCUGAACGAGGGCAGCAAAAAACUGUGUUUUCGUGUUGUGCCUCCGUACCGUAAUAUGUUUGCAAUUACAACAUCAAAAAAGAAUGUGAAAAUGAGGAAAGAAGGUAUUUUCUCUCUUGUUGUGAUGGUGCUGUUAUUUUUGAAGUCAAAUAAAUAUUUUUCAGUGAGUGUUGGAGAGCAGUAUGAUGCACAAUCACUUAGGAUUAUUGAAGCAUAUUGUAGCGGAGCUGCACGUGGUGUUCCUACAAUCGCUGACAAUCGACCACCUCAGUUGAUUGUCGCUGAAGACGAGAAAAUUCUUGUAGAAGAAGUUGUUGGGGACGAAAUCGUAAUCCAGGAGAAGUGCGGUUUGAAAUAUUAUACACCGUUUACUAUAAGCCUAGUUGACACGGUGUAUGCACUGAAGGAUCAGGUAGCUAGUCUUCGACAAGAACUUGCUUCUGUGGGAAGAGCUCUGGAUCGAGAACAGCGAGCGCGUCGACGUCUUGAAGAAAUUGUACGACGAGGAAUUAUGAACGCAAAUUCUCCAGUUUCUACUCCUAGACCAACAACAGAGAUGAACGUGUUGCAGUAA